AAGAAUUUCGUAAAUCUCUGCAAGUUUUCUUUGAGCUCUGUAGAUUUUCCAUCACUGGCGACACUUUCUUUCUCUAAGCUCUUUUCUGAGCUUUAUAAAGUUCGUUAGAAAGUCUUACAAGCAAAGCAUAAGCUUUAUGUUUUCUUGGUUCUUCGCGCUCUGGUAUCCGUUUCUUCGUAGACACUCCUUGUUCGGUUGCAGGUUUUGCAGUUUGAACUUUGAAUUUGAAGCUCUGCAUCCCGAGGUCUCUUACUCUCUUUCGGGUAUUCGUUUUCUGAUCUCGGUGAUGGGAAAUUGUUUUAGAAAACCUAAGAAAUCGUCGGCGGAAAUCGCACCGUUCGAUUAUUACAGCAGAGGCUCUCCCCCCGUCAAACUGUAUGGUUCGCCGUCCGGCGCUGUAACCUCAUAUAUCAGAGUGGCGCUUCACUACAAGGCUGUUUCUUUGCACUUCAUUCCAUUCGAAAGCACGACUCUCGGUGCCGCCGACAAGCCCGUCCUGCAAUGCGGUUCCGAUACUAUAUCGGGUUCUGCCGAGACUCUGCUCCAAUAUAUCGAAGCUAAGUUCCCUCACCCUCCGUUGCUUCACCGUGUCUGCUCCUUGCAGCGUGAGAGGUAUCCGGCGAUUGUAUUGGCGACGACGCUGCAGCACAAGAGCAUGACGUGGCACCUACAGAGGCUGGUAAGGUGGGCAGAGGAUAUGGCUACACGUGGUGCUAGGAGGACCGUGGAUCCAUCAAUGGGGAGCCCUCGGAUGGAGGUCAGGAAGUUCGGGAGGAGCUACUCGCAGCUGCUGGAGGUGAUGCUGGAGCACGCUCAGAUGGAGGAGAGGAUCAUCUUCCCCAUCUUGGAGAAAGCUGAUCGAGGGUUGAGUAAAGCCGCGAAUGAGGAACACGCGAGGGACUUGCCUAUCAUGAAUGGCAUCAAAGAAGAAAUCAAGUCAAUUGGAGUGCUCGAGGCAGGGAGUGCUCCUUACCAAGAAGCCCUGUUCGAUCUCUCCGCCAGACUGAAAACUCUACAGGAGCAUUGCAAGCAACACUUCGAGGAGGAAGAGAGAGAGCUGCUGCCGUUGCUGGAGGCGGUGGAGCUGAGCAAGGAGUGGGAGCAAAGCAUGGUGGAGCAGUGCAUGGAGGUGAUGGAAGGGACCCAUUCUCAUCUGUUUCAGUUUCUGAUUGAAGGCCUCCUUCCUCGGGACUCCAUGCAGUAUCUGGAAAUGACAAUGAGAUGUAGAGACAAGGGACGUGUGGCCACGAUUCUUUGUACAUUGGCUAGUAGAAUCGAAGCUGGCUCGAUGUCCACACCGGAAGAUCACGCACCCACAUAAAGAUUGAUCUCAGAUUCUCAAGAAGACAAGAACCUGCUUCAUGCAAAUAUAUAUAUAAUAAGAGAGUGGAUUUUCUGCUUCUUUUUUCAUGAACAUGAUUCUGUUUCCAUCGAGUGCAGUCUGGCAUUGAUUUUCUGGAGAGAUUGUGUCCGAUGAUCUCUUGUAUGUAUAUAUGCAUAUAGUAGAGGAAUUAGGACCAAGAUUUAGAUUAGAUGGCUUUCAUGAACAGUGAACGGAGACUUCAUUGAAAAUCUGUACAACUCGAUCAGUUUUGGGCCCCCAAAAAACUUCAUUGAAAAUACAACAAGACAUGAGAAAGGCCAAGUGUGUAUAAUGCAGUUUAAGUCUGGCAUAUGCAAUUUACUGCUUUGUUUGCAAUUCAAAUUCAUUUGCGCCUAUAAA
Messenger RNA from Nelumbo nucifera (sacred lotus), 1723 nucleotides. RefSeq names its product hemerythrin HHE cation-binding domain protein. Lineage: Eukaryota; Viridiplantae; Streptophyta; Magnoliopsida; Proteales; Nelumbonaceae. The record is from RefSeq and is a predicted model, not a curated record.